AUGGCAAUCAUUUUUCAAGUCUUUAUUGAGAGAAAUCAUCAAUUUUAAUUAAAAUGUAUAUAAGGAUGUAAGAAAUGUACUUAUGGUAUUUAUUAUGAUGACUAUCCAAAUGGAGAAAUGAAUAUUGAUGGUAUUUGCUAUUCAAUUCGUAGUGAUGAGAAUAAAAUAUAGUUUGAUGGAUGCUUUAAUUGUAAAUUUCAUCAGCAUUGUGUUAUUUUUUUUUGA
Paramecium primaurelia is the source of this 225-nucleotide messenger RNA. The record is from the annotation of a GenBank genome assembly. NCBI's taxonomy places the organism in Eukaryota, Ciliophora, Oligohymenophorea, Peniculida, Parameciidae.